Messenger RNA from Alosa alosa (allis shad), 657 nucleotides. Its product is annotated as mucosal pentraxin-like. The coding region runs from base 1 to 657 and encodes 218 amino acids. NCBI's taxonomy places the organism in Eukaryota, Metazoa, Chordata, Actinopteri, Clupeiformes, Clupeidae. The record is from RefSeq and is a predicted model, not a curated record. The transcript has 2 exons.
AUGAAGAAGCUGGAGCUAGUGUUCCUUACAGUAACGCUGUGCAGUGUAGCUACAACAGACUUGUCUGGGAAAGUUUUCUCCUUUCCACAACAAGGAAGCACAGCUCACGUGCGAUUGGCCCCAUUGGUGUCUAAGAUCCUGUUCUCCACCACCGUCUGCCUGAGGUUCCGCACCGACAUAGAUAACUUUGUACUCUUCUCUAUGGACACACCCGCACAAACAAACAGUUAUGCAUUCUUUAGAAUAGAAGGCCAAGUUUAUCACUUCUGGGCUUCUGGCAGCAUGGAUGAUUUCUAUGGCUUACCAAACAACUUGAAUAAGUGGAAUUCUAUAUGUGCAACCUGGGAUGCAGGCACUGGUAUGGCUCAGUUGAUUAUCAAUGAGAUCCACAGUCUGAAGAAAACUAUUUCUGCUGGUGGAUCUAUUUCUGGGCCACCCAUUAUAAUUUUAGGUCAGGAUCAGGAUAGUUAUGGAGGAGGGUUUGAUGCAAGUCAGUCUUUCAUUGAACAAAUUAGAGAUGUGCACAUGUGGGACCAUGUCAUUUCUACAUGUGAAAUCAAGAGCUACAUGCAGGGUUUCGUGCACAGGCCUGGUAAUUACCUUAACUGGGCAAGGAUGGAUUUCUCUAUUCAUGAAUGUGCUGGUAGAGGAUUUUGA